Messenger RNA from Dermacentor silvarum, 1562 nucleotides. RefSeq names its product piggyBac transposable element-derived protein 2-like. NCBI's taxonomy places the organism in Eukaryota, Metazoa, Arthropoda, Arachnida, Ixodida, Ixodidae. The record is from RefSeq and is a predicted model, not a curated record.
UCAAGAAUGCGAGAACACAGAGACUCCACUGAAGUAUUUCUUAAAAUACUUUCCUGAAGAGUUCUGGGAAGAAUGUGCUUUUCAGACGAACCUGUACUCUGUGCAGGUCAGAGGGAAGUCUGUCCAAACGGACGCCAAAGAACUGAAGAUUUUUGUUGGUAUCCACAUUGCUAUGGGGAUCCUCAAGCUCCCAAGGGUCAGACUUUACUGGUCGCGAAUGUUUAGAGUAGACUUGGUAGCUCAAGCAAUGCCCCGAAACAGGUUCUUUGAGCUGAGGAGCUACGUUCACUUUGUUGAUAAGCUAUCGAUAACUCCGAACGAACGGGAGGAGAACCGGCUGGUUCUGGUAAAGCCUAUUCUGACCUCAUUCAGAAAUGCCUGCUUGGAGCUACCUCGGUCUAGGGAUGUGUCAAUUGAUGAACAAAUGAUUCCUUUUUCCGGAAGGUGCCCCGUGCGGCAGUGCGUUCCUUCCAAGCCAAAUCCCGUGGGUUUAAAAAACUUUGUAAUGGCAUCUCCAGAUGGCUUGGUUUUGGACUUUGCGAUCUAUGUUGGCAAGGGCACAGUCUCUGUGGAAGACAUGCGGGAGUUCGGACUUGGAGGAAGCAUCAUCAAGAAGCUUGUUGCAACGCUAAAAAGGGAUCAAGAUACUUUUCUGUUCACCGAUCGCUAUUUUACAGGCAUGAAAAUUGCCGAGCACCUGGUAGACGAAAAUAUCUUUCUGACCGGAACAGUGAUGGCCAACCGUACUGGAGGUGUGGCAGCAGCAAUGCCACAAGACCGGGACAUGAAGCGAGGAGACUCACACUGCAAGGUACGCAGUGACCGUAAAAUGUGCCUUGUCAAGUGGAAAGACAAUAAAUCAGUUCUAGUUUUGUCCACUGCAUUUGGCGUUGCACCAGAAGGAAGCUGCCAGAGGUCGAAGGACAAGAAAAAGAAGGUCAAAGUGCCGCAACCGCAUGCUGUAGCAGAGUACAAUCAGUUCAUGGGCGGUGUUGAUCUGAUUGACCGUUUUGUUUCGUACUAUCGCAUCUCCAUGCGGACAAAGAAGUGGACGGUGCGCGUGUUUGCACAAUUUCUCGAUAUUGCCUGCUGCAACGGGUGGAUUGAGUACAAGAGGCUUUGUGAGCAAAGUGCAACCCCGAAGCAGCAAAGGCUCGACCUCUUGACGUUCAAGAUGGACAUUGCCAUUGCUUUGAUCAAAGCAGAAACGUCACCACGAUCCAAAAGGUUGAGAGAGACCGAAGCCGACAGCGAUGAUGAAGAGGUGAACGCACGUGGAAAAAAGAGGGGCAAGGUCACUGCUCUCCCCCCUGAUGACGUCCGGUAUGACUUGACGGGGCAUUUUCCCGAGCACCAAAUGCUUGGAUCCCACAACAGGUGCCGGAAUCCAGGCUGUAGUGGAAAAUCCAGAGUGAAAUGCUUGAAGUGCGGUAUAUUUCUGUGCCUGCAAAACCGGAACUGCUUUUUGAAAUUCCACACCCGUUGAGUCCCACAGUCCCCGAUCGGGGACAACCAAGUUUUCCCUCUUCCCUUCAUUGUUUGAGAAUUAUCUUUUUUUCUAA